AUGAGCCUUAAUCCCUCGAAGGUUGCGCCGGAGCCAGAGCCGGAGCGGGAGGCGGGACAAGAACCUGGGUCCGAGGCCCACGGGCCGGGGCCGGAGAGAGAGAGCGGGCCACCAGCAGGGCCGGGCCCGGAGCCGGAGCCGCCCUCGGCGGCGGGUCAGGACUGGGAGCCCGAGCGCGACCGGGCAGAGGGGCCGAGCGCACAGCCCCCUCCGUGGCCCGAGGCUCCGCCGCCCCUGCCGGCCUCGAAGUCUGAGAACCUUCGGGCCCCGCGGCCCAGCUGCCACACCAACUGCCUGGAGGCACGGCUGUCGCGGGUCUUCCGACGGCUGGGCAGGAAGGUGGGCGCACACCCCUGGAUCUUUCUGCUGUUGCCCGUGGCGCUAACGGCCGUCCUGGGCACCGGCCUGAUGUACCUGCCCCGGGAUGGAGAAGAAGACCUGGAGGAGAAGUACACCCCGAUCGGGAGCCCCGCCAAGGCAGAACGGCGCUUCAUGCAGGGACAUUUCACCGCCAAUGACUUUCUCGUCUUCUCCAUCUCCAGGAAGAGCGCCGAGGUCCCUUAUGCCUCUGUCCUCGUGGUCUCCAAUGCCGAGACCCUGCUGGAGCCGGACAUCCUAGAGGAAAUCAGCAAGGUGGACGACACGGUGCAGGCUCUGACUGUGACCCAGGACAACGGAACCCAGAUCCCCUACAGCGAGGUGUGCGCUAAGAACCAGGGCUCCUGUGUCCCCUCCACCCACUCUUGUUCGCCUGGAAAAGGAACAAGGGCCUCAACCUGA
Messenger RNA from Rangifer tarandus platyrhynchus (Svalbard reindeer), 780 nucleotides. Lineage: Eukaryota; Metazoa; Chordata; Mammalia; Artiodactyla; Cervidae. The record is from the annotation of a GenBank genome assembly.